CAGCCCCGCCCCGCGACCAAGAUGGCGGCGCCCGCAGGAGGCGGCCUGGCCGCGCUGGUGAGCGGGCGGAAGAGGGGAAGGGGCGGCCGGGUUGCCAUGGCGGCGACGUCUCGCCCCCCCGCCGCCGCUUCCUCACCGGCUCUCUCUCUCUCUUUCUCUCUCUCUCCCCCCUUGCAGGGCGCCCAUGAAGCCGCCGCCGCAGCCGCCGCCCUCUCGCUGCCGGCCGAGGCCUACGGGAACGACGUGAGCCAGGGGCCGGGUGGGGAGCGGGGGGCGGGCCGGACCCUGGCGGGGACACAGGGAGCAGCCUGGGACCUCCCCCUCCUCUCUCUUUCUCUCUUUGCAGCCCACCGUGGAGAUGAUCUGGGCCAUGAAGGCCCACCAGCACGCCGAGGUCUACUUCAACGUGAGUCCUAUGGGCGGAGGGGGGGCAAGAGGGGGGGCUCCCCGCCGGGGGGACCCUCUGCCUUGCUAGGCCACAGGAGGAGGAGGAGGAGGGGAGCCGGCCCUGCCUUUGGAGGGGACAACGAACCCGACACUGCAUCGCCCCUAAAUCCGGUCGUAUUAAUUCGUCUUACAGUGGUACCUCUGGUUACCUACUUAAUUCAUUCAUUCUGGGGGUCCGUUCUUAACCUGAAACUGUUCUUAACCUGAAGCACCACUUUAGCUAAUGGGGCCUCCUGCUGCUGCCGCGCCGCUGGAGCACGAUUUCUGUUCUCAUCCUGAAGCAAAGUUCUUAACCCGAGGUACUAUUUCUGGGUUAGCGGAGUCUGAAUGAUGGAGGGCACAAGGAGAAGGGGACGGCAGAGGACGAGGUGGUUGGACAGUAUUCUUGAAGCUACCAGCACGAGUUUGACCAAACUGCAGGAGGCGGUGGAAGACAGGAGUGCCUGGCGUGCUCUGGUCCAGGGGGUCACGAAGAGUCGGACACAACUAAACGACUAAACAACAACAAAGAGUCUGUAACCUGAAGCGUAUGUAACCCAAGGUACCACUGUAUUUGUUUACAACCCUUUGCCGUAAGGUCCCAGGGUGGAUUCAAACACAAUACAGUGGUACCUCGGGUUACAGACGCUUCAGGUUACAGACUCCGCUAACCCAGAAAUAUUACCUCGAGUUAAGAACUUUGCUUCAGGAUGAGAACAGAAAUCGCACAGCGGCAGCCGGAGGCCCCAUUCGCUAGAGUGGUACCUCAAGUUAAGAACAGUUUCAGGUUAAGAACAGACCUCCGGAACGAAUUAAGUACUUAACCCAAGGUACCACUGUUUAAAAGCAACUUCCAAGUAUAAAUACAAGGUGACUUCAAAGAAACAUAAGCUUCCAGUGUCAAAAGACAAGGCAAAAAGGUGCAUCCUCCAAGCCCUGGAGGAUGACAUGGAGGCUCCCAGGUGGAGGAAUGGAAGGAACAGGAGAGUGGCAAAAAUGUCCCAUUUGCUUUCCUAGAGCAGGUUUUAGGCAUUUGUGGGCGGGGCGCAGCUGUGCUUCUGCCUACACAGUGCCUGUGUGUGCUCAAGCACACUUAUUUAUUGCAUUUAUAACCACCCUUUUUUCUCCAAGAAACUCAAAGUGGUGCUCAUGGUUCUUUCCCCCCUCUUUGUUUAAGCCCCACGUAGGUUAGAUUGAGAGGCAGCGAUGGCCCACCCCCAAGCUUUCCCAGUGAGCUUCAUGACAAGCAGGGAUUUGAACCCUGGUCUCCCAGGUCCCAGUCCUGCGGCAAAGCACACUUUGCUUGGCUCCCUUAAUUCAGUGUACACACUUGAGGGCAUCCCCACAUCCAGGUAAUUGAUGUUUGUAUGACAGCGGUGCUCUCCAGGUAGUUCAGUAGCAGGUGUUUCUGCUGGCUUUUCAACUAGCAUUGGGUAAUAUCCUCAGCAGUGACUGGUUCAUUGUAUAAAUUGAGGGCUAGUUUUUGGCUGGCUUUGGGAGCCCAGCCACUAAUUCUGAUCACCAGUUUCUCUCCCACUGGGUUAGAAAGAAUCCAAUUGCAAAAUAUCUCCUUUCUUUCCUGAGGGCUUAAUUGAUGCUCAGCAAAGGAGCUCAGAGUCCCAUGGCUGAGGAACUGUUAUGUAAGCUUCUUUUGGUCAUAGAAAGAUGUGGAGCAUGUAGGUGGGGGCAUCCACCGCAUUGUGGCCAAGAGCUCCCGUUUCCACAGGAAUGGGAGUAUUAUAAUUUUUUUCUGAUUUAGCCUUUGUGCUCUGGACACCUUGGGCAUACAGCUGCCAGCCGCCCCCAACCUUAGAGGGCAUUGGGAACAAUACAGGACAACCAUUUCCUAGCCCCACAGCUUCAACAUUUGAUGACUUUGGUGUCAAUUACAGUUGGCAGGAUUGGCCACAUAAUUGUCAAAGCCCCUUGGAGUCUGAGGUCUUGUCACCAAGUCUUUUCCUCCCAUGCUUUGUAGGUGCUUUGAGUGUGAUCCCUACAUCACAAAACUGAUGUGCAGAAGGCUUGCUUCAGUCACUUAAUGGCCUGGAUGAAAGAGUGGUGGUAGCAAUCCUGUUUUCUGUUCUUCCCACUUAACCUUGCCUACUUUCCCCAUGCGUAGCUCAUUUCUUCAGUUGAUCCCAAAUUCCUGAAACUUACCAAAGCUGACGACCAGAUCUACACUGAAUUCAGGAAGGACUUUAACCAUCUUAAGAUUGAUGUGCUCGACCCGGAGGAUCUUAAAUCCGAACCUGCUAAAGAGGUUUGUGCUGGGCGUGAGGCUUGUUGCUCUUGAGACUCUUGCGGGGCAGGAACUAACCCAAUGCUCUUCCUCCACAGAAAUGGCGUCCAUUCUGCUUGCAGUUUGACGGAGUAGUUGAGGACUUUAAUUAUGGCACACUUCUACGUCUGGAUUGCAGUAAAGGUUACACAGAAGAGAACACAGUAUUUGGUAAGGUAACUUUUUUCUGCUUUCAGUUGUGCUUCCUCUGGCCAGGUCAUAGAGCCAUAUAGCUGUGGAAUUGGAAGGGAUCCCAUGAGUCAUUUGGUCCAGCCCCCUGCAUGAGGCUGAUGCCUAGAAUGGCUUUGCUGGUCAGUCCAAGAGCAUCCUUGAUGAAGGAAAAAAGGGCCCCUUCCAACAAGCCCUCCCACUGCACACGCACCCCCCCUCCCAGUCCUUUGUUCUGCAUGUGUUUGCAGGGAAGUGUGGUGUCUUAGUUGGAAACUGAAGUGAGAUCCCCAAGUGCCAUGCCCAUCCUAAAUAAAGUUCUCUUCGCAGCAACCAGGAUCCAAUUCUUCGCCAUUGAAAUAGCCCGUAACCGAGAAGGCUGCAACAGUGUGGUCUACAACAGUGCCAAGAAAGCCAGCUCAGCCACAGAAGAGGUUAGCUCCGGGUGAGACGUUCUGCUCUCAGAAAGGGCAACACGUUCAAAAUGGACAAGGGAUCAUGGCUUUGCACCAGCAUCAACUCUAGCCGAGCUGCAGACUGUUCCUGUUUCAAGGCAGAGGUGUAAGAGCCACAGCUGCUGCUGCUGGAAUGUUGUUUAAGGUGCCAAAAUGAUCUAAAUAAUGGAUUAACUGUGACGCAUUUGUGGGCUCAGCCAAAGCAACAGACUCUGAUAAUGUCAAGAGUCCAAAUACUAUGGAAACGAACUCAACAUUAAAAGCUAAAAUGAAAAACAGCAGCAGGU
Podarcis lilfordi (Lilford's wall lizard) is the source of this 3614-nucleotide messenger RNA. The record is from the annotation of a GenBank genome assembly. NCBI's taxonomy places the organism in Eukaryota, Metazoa, Chordata, Lepidosauria, Squamata, Lacertidae.